This is a messenger RNA of Phialemonium atrogriseum, 2444 nucleotides long. Its product is annotated as ATP-NAD kinase. Gene Ontology annotation, biological process: NADP+ biosynthetic process; NAD+ metabolic process. The transcript has 2 exons. The coding region runs from base 349 to 2226 and encodes 625 amino acids. The record is from RefSeq and is a predicted model, not a curated record. NCBI's taxonomy places the organism in Eukaryota, Fungi, Ascomycota, Sordariomycetes, Cephalothecales, Cephalothecaceae. Gene Ontology annotation, molecular function: NAD+ kinase activity.
UAGGGCUCUUAGAUAGAUUCAUUGCCAACCUCCAGCGAAAGCCGCUUCCCGGACAUCGAGGUCACACCUGGCUGAGACCCAAUCUACUGCUUCACUUAACCAAACCUGACCCGGCAACCAGUGGCGUCGAUAAAACCGAGUCUUGGGACCUCGACCUGCAUAUUUGUGCAGGCUACACAAGAGUCGAUCGCAGAAAGUUGGCUUCGUCGAGUUUCCAUAGGGACUCGGCAGAUUAAAUCGGGGGGUUAGCCUGCAGCACCUGCCGCUCCUGCCGAUAAUUGCGUUUAACCAGGGAACACAGCCGAGCCACUCACAAGAAAAUUACCCCACCAUACCUACUACAUAGUAAUGCCCGGCCAAAUAUCCUCACCCACCAUGAUCCACCGAGGUCUCACUAGUCUGGGUGGUCUUCCAUUCCCGCCUGUGGAGAAUCCCUUCUCCGACGAAGUUGACAGCGCCUUGCCCGCUAACCGAGACCGACCCAAGAGCUCGAGCGCCGCUCUUAAAGACGCUCCCGCGCUGGACAACCUUUCCAUCGACACCGUCACCGCCCUCGCUCGAUCCGGUCGCUCCGAUGUCCAGCCUCAAGAACCCACUUUCCUUGCCACGCUCCCGCUAGGCCAAUCUGGCUUCCCUCUUGACGACACUACUUCCUUCCUCAAGCCCGCGGCGCCCGCUGGGAACGGCCACCGUAAGAACGCCUCGAUAGAUUCUGUCCCUCGACAGACUAUUCUGAAAGCAUUGGCCUCGGUGGCCCGCCACAACAAACCGGAAGCCCUGUCUCUGCCCAGCAUGCUCUCCGCUCACCAACCCCACCGUCCCGGCGCCGACAAUCGGCCCUCGACAUCGUCUUCCCAGAAGCUGUGCGACGCCUUGAACGAUCUCGCCCAGGCGCAGAACCGUACCGCGACGCCGACAACCGCCUUUCCCUCGCUCCAAUCCCCCUGCUUCUACCACAAUCGCUUUGAGGAUGCCGUCGAUAUCGAUAAGGUGCUCGAGGAGAUCAAGAACGACGAGUGGAUGUCGCACUCGCGCCUCGUCCAGACCGCGACCGGCGUGCGCGAGGUAUCCAAGCAGCUGCAGCGACGGCCUAUCAAGCGUGCCGUGAGAAAUAUCAUGAUUGUCACCAAGGCGCGCGACAAUCAGCUUGUCCUCCUCACCAGGGAGGUGACCCAGUGGCUCCUCAGGACCCCCCGUUACGGGUCGGAUCUCGGCGUCAACGUCUUUGUCGAUGCUAAGCUGCGCAACUCGAAGCGCUUCGAUGCAAAUGGCAUCACGGACGAAAACCCUCGUUUCCAGUCCAUGCUCAAGUAUUGGACCCCCGACCUGUGCUGGAGCCAGCCCGAGAAGUUCGACUUGGUGUUGACGCUCGGAGGUGACGGAACCGUCCUCUUCACAUCAUGGCUCUUCCAGCGCAUUGUCCCACCUGUUCUAUCCUUCAGUCUUGGGAGCCUAGGGUUCCUGACAACCUUCGAAUUCGAGAGAUACAAGGACCACCUAAAACGCAUCUUGGGCGAUGAGGGCAUGCGUGUCAACCUGAGGAUGCGAUUUACCUGUACGGUCUACCGUGACGGUGCCGGCCAGGACCUGCAGGAGGGCGAGCAGUUUGAGGUCCUGAACGAGCUGGUCAUUGACCGCGGCCCGUCGCCCUAUGUCUCUAAUUUGGAGCUAUACGGCGACAACGAGCUCCUCACAGUGGUGCAGGCGGAUGGCUGCAUCUUCUCCACUCCGACUGGAUCCACUGCAUACUCUCUUUCAGCAGGUGGCUCGCUUGUCCACCCGGACAUACCGGCCAUCCUCCUUACUCCGAUAUGCCCCCACACCCUCUCCUUCCGGCCAAUGGUUCUCUCAGACACCAUGCUGCUACGGGUCACCGUUCCCCGCAACAGCAGAGCAACAGCCUACUGCUCCUUUGACGGCAAGGGCCGCGUCGAGCUCAAGCAGGGCGACCAUGUGACCAUCACGGCGUCGCAGUACCCCUUCCCGACCGUCGUGCGGACCGGCACCGAGUGGUUCGACUCGGUCUCCCGCACCCUGCGCUGGAACGUGCGGGCCGCGACCCAGAAGGGGUUCGACGCGGGCUGCAGCGGGGACGUCAGCGAGGACGGCAAGGAUGACGCCGACGAGGGCUGGGACAUCGACACUGACUCGGCCUGCUAUGCCAGUGAGGAGGGCAGUAGUGCCGCUAGCCCGCUGAGGAGGCAGAUGAGCCUCCUGGGCAUGUGAGGGUUACAAGACAAUUGGGCGUUUUUGUGUGUGUGGCGUUUGGCAUGGUGGGGAUGUGCGGUGUGACUUUGCCAACUUGGAUGACAUCCGAUCGAUGGGUUGAUCUCAACACAACACCCGGGAAGAUACUUUUUUCUUUCUUUUCCCGUGUUUUCUUUUCUCUUCUUGCUUCCUUUUUUUUCACCAUGCACAGCGAGAAAGCAUUGCACCGACACAUG